Molecule: messenger RNA, 2582 nt
Organism: Tigriopus californicus
Lineage: Eukaryota; Metazoa; Arthropoda; Copepoda; Harpacticoida; Harpacticidae
Exons: 4
Coding region: 801-2582 (593 amino acids)
Cellular component (GO): membrane
Molecular function (GO): glutamate-gated receptor activity
Source: RefSeq, a predicted model, not a curated record
UGAAAGUCAUCGUGUAGUCGAGCAAACCGGCAGUUGACACCGCCUUUUACUCACUCACUCACUCACUCACUCGAAGGAAGUCAACCAAGUGCUCAUUGGUUAGGUAAAUGAUCCGAUAGUGAAUACGGAAAAUCCUCGUUCGUGGUACGUACGCCAGUCCGAUGCUGAGACGGGUCAUCAAAAAAAACGGGCUGAUAUUAGUGGUGUCCCUUGUCGGCAACACUGACCCACCGGUCAGUCAUUCUUGAGACGCAGUCAAAAAUGCACCAUCAGUCCCAUCAAGUCAGGUUCCAGGAAUCCACCAACCUACCAACCUACCUACCAACCAACCAACCAACGUCGUAGGCUUCAGGUGCUAGGUUAAGAACCAUCCACACCCGAAAAUACUACUUUGCUAUGCAUCCCUCUACACAGUGCACAACACGAGCAUUUAUUCUGGAAGUGGAUGGCAAGGGAUCUGUGGUCUUGAAGUCGUAGAAGUGGAUUGGUGGUGCAUCAUCAGUCAACACCCCUCAAGCAAUCCUAGUAAGUUUGUGCGUUCGUUCCUUCGUUGGUUCGUUGGUUCGUCCGUUCGUUCGUUCAUUCGUUGGUUCGUUGGUUCGUCCGUCGGUUGGUUCUCGUGUGUGUGCGGCGGCGUUCUUCUAAAGGCCUUGGAGGGGGUGAAGUGCAAACACUGAACACUGCUGUCUUUUUGAUCUCCCAACCAACCAACCAACCAACCAACCACCCUCCUAACCAACCACGGACAGAGUGGUGUUGCCCGGUAGUACACUCUCACGGUGGGAUCACAAUGCCUUGAGAUGGAGAGUGUGAAUGGGACCAGCCCCGUGGUUCAUAUCUCCUCGCACGAAAAUGGACACUCGCUUCCCGUGGGAAUUUGGUGUGUCGUGGUGAUCGCCUCCGUUGGCACCAAUUCACGAGGAAUCGAAGGGGUAACCCGAGGAAUCCCAAAGCGGCGGGUGAUUUUCUUGUCCUCUUCCCCUAAGGACACUGAUGAUAUAAACAUAACAACAAUGACCAUUCCUUCGGCCAUAAUUGAACACAUCCCAAGGACGGAGACAAAUUUGGUGACCAACUCGCUUACUUUCAGAAUUCACAUCAUUUGCCCGGAAUGCAUGGUUCCUUUUCAUUAUAUGGUGGAUAAAUGGAUUGGUGGCCAUGGUUUUGUCCAUCCUGUCACGAACUACUUUGCUCGAUGUUGUUUCGGGCGCACGCAGCUUUUUGGAAAACAAAUCAAUGUCUCAGUUAUUGGGGUCACGCCCUACAUUAUAUUUGAUGCUCAGACCGGCCAUCUGGGGGGCAUUGAUAUUGAUCUCUUACGCAUUGUGGCCCAAAAGUUCCAGUUCAAGCCCAAUAUUCGCCCAGAGAAGACUUGGGGAGCUGUGAUUGAUGGCAAAUGGAUUGGCACAGUGGGCAGUGUGCAACAAGGGGCAUCGAGUCUGGGAAUUGGUCACGUGAGCAUCACAUCGGAUCGUUACCAAAUUAUUGACUAUACGGAGCCCACCUAUUUUGUGGAAUACGCCCAACUCAGUCCCAAACCAAAGGUUUUGAAUAAAUAUGCCAACAUUGUAGCUCCUUUUAGCCCCUUGGUCUGGCUGUGUCUCGUGGGUUGCGUGGCCGCCAUGGGCUUGACAAUGUUCAUUCACUUGAAGGGCUAUGACCAAAUGCCAUUCUUCGCGACUCUGAUACGCAAGCCUCAAUCCGCCAUUGAUUACAUGAUUAUUCCCAUGUCGAUGCUGGUGACUCAGGAGCGGAUGAACUGGUUCCAUCAAUUGGACCGUUCCUCAAGUGGCGCCCUCUUGGUGCUUGUAUGGUCCAUGUGUGCACUCACCCUCAACCUGGCGUACUUGUCGAAUCUCAGAGCCUCUUUGAUUGCAGUGGCCUAUGAGAAGCCCAUUGACACAGAUCAACAGAUCGUGGAGAAAGGCGACCCGGUGUAUUUCAUUCGCGGGACUUCUUUGAUUGAUGGCCUGAAAACCUCGCCCCUGACUGUGCACAAUCAGCUCUACGAUUUGGCCACGAAAAAGAACUCAUUCUACGACUUCGACGGAGGCAUCCCCUGGGUGGCUUUGGACCCGGUAGCCGCCAGUGGAACCGGGUUUGUUCUAACCUCAAGACACGCCUACGACAAUGCCAAGAGUCUUUUCGUCCAGCGUUAUGGCGACGAUCCAUUUCAUAUCGCUAAAGAAAACACUCUGACCGUGUAUGCUGGUUUCGUGAUUCCAAAGAACGUUUUGUGGAAAAACAAGCUCAACCAUUUGAUACAAACUCUAACCGAGAGAGGGAUUACGUUGCAUCUGUUUGGCAACUCUGUACCGCUAAGGUUUGAAAACGAAAAGAAAGGGCAAACUAUCAAAUUUCCGGAAUCUCCAAAAGCCCUUGAGAUUCAGACCAUCGUCACGCCUAUGGCAGCUUUAGCCGUUGCGCAUUUUAUGAGCCUUCUGAUCUUCUGGGCAGAAAUGAGAUUUGCUCGACCCAAAGAGACCCGUGUUUCUCAUGGGUCGCCGGCAUGUCUUAGGGGAAAUCAACCAAAACAAUCAUAUCUAGUACAGUACGGUCAUUUGGAACGAACCUCUCGAUGA